Letharia columbiana is the source of this 231-nucleotide messenger RNA. RefSeq lists its product as uncharacterized. The coding region runs from base 1 to 231 and encodes 76 amino acids. The transcript has a single exon. The record is from RefSeq and is a predicted model, not a curated record. NCBI's taxonomy places the organism in Eukaryota, Fungi, Ascomycota, Lecanoromycetes, Lecanorales, Parmeliaceae.
AUGGACGGCCGACUCCUCCGCCUCGAACGACCGGGCUCGAACAAUGGCUACUCGACCGCAUCGUGGAGGAUCGCGAACCACCCCGGCCUGCGCAUUUCCGAUGCCCAGAUCCCAGCAAGCCCUCCCUGCAUCCUCCUCCAGCCAAGUCGCGACGUCGAUCACCUGAUCGACUACCUCACGAGGGUGCUGAACGAGAGCUUCGGGGCAGACAAUGGCUGGACGUUAUGGUAA